Haliotis rubra (blacklip abalone) is the source of this 1822-nucleotide messenger RNA. RefSeq lists its product as uncharacterized. The record is from RefSeq and is a predicted model, not a curated record. Lineage: Eukaryota; Metazoa; Mollusca; Gastropoda; Lepetellida; Haliotidae. Bases 138 to 476 code for a protein of 112 amino acids. The transcript is spliced from 4 exons.
GCUGUACAGAGUAUAUACGGCAAUCAGUAAGUGGGACACGCUGCGUACCUGGCGCAGACGACAGAUACCGCUCGGACAAGGAGGUCGUGCAACACUCGCGGGACGUCGGAGGAUUGCUUCUUUAUUCAUACCUCAAAAUGAAAUACGUUUUGGCACUACUGUGUUUAGUGGCCACCUUGACCACGGUCCGCGGGGUGUCGCAGUGUAUCAAGGCAAAGGAUUGUAAUGAUGUGUUCUCCAGAGAAGUUUCACGAAAAGGAAUUGACGAGGGAAUGUUCUGCUGGUUCCUCCGACAAAAGAUAGACUGUCUGGUGAACGUCAAGGGAUCAUGUACUUCAGACCAGAAAGAGUGGGUCCAGAAUGACAUCGACACUGCCGAGGGCAAAUACCCCAAGUGUGAUUCGGCGUCAUUUGUGAAAAGUUCCCUCAUCACCAGCAUCUUGCUUGUCCUGCUCGCUGUCUUCAUCCGGCCGUAGAAACAUACUGCAUGUUCAUUCCUGCCAGUUUAUUUAAAAUCCGCUAUGCAAUCUUCAUGGACUUUGAUAGUAUAUGUAGAUAACCCUCAAACCUACUAAUACCAUUUCAGAACAAUCACCGAACCGCGACAGGCAGACGUAUAAAAGACGAAAUUUCACUUCUGGUCCAACUGCGAAAUCGGCUCCACCGCAAAAGGUGGUACAAUGUUUACCAUUACCAUUCUCAAGGUACCAACCGCUGAUGACAUCAACAGUAAUUCAGUGGCGGCAGAUGGGCCCGCUUUCAGAUCAACAGCCUCACGGCGCAUCUGUCGAAUGUGAACUUGGUCACAUACUGUCUGGUACAAAUACAGGAUAAAGUUUAGUAAAAGGAUAUAUCAAGGCUCCAAUACAAUCUGUGAGCUAUAGGCGAUUUUUGGCUUCACAGAAACAGAUAAUAUUAACAUAGUGUUGAUUUCAGCAUAAAUAUGUGUUAAUCCGAACUAAGGACCAUUGGAACUAUUGUUGAAAACCCAACAGGUGCUUUGCUUCUCGUAUGUUGCGAUCAUAAUCAUAAUGAAUAUGUCAUAGUUAUAUCAUGUAAUCAGGAGAGCACUUUAAUCAUGUGAGUUGGUGAGCGAGUGAGUUGGUCAUGGCUGCCUGCCGACUGAGUUUUUCUACUUGAUUAUCACCGAAUGAACAAGAGGACUCGUGACAAAGUAAACAACCAUGUACGCAUGUCAUCAAAUACUCGACAUGCUCCUGUGUCGCCCACCAUGCCUUGAAUCGCCCUGCAUUCUCGUGUAUAGUCCAGCGUUCCCGUGUGUACCACAGCAUUCUCUCGAGUGGUCACAAUUUAGUCCACUAUCUCCCCCACCACGUGUGGUCAACACAGCACUAUCUUGGUAUAAUUGUAUAAUUUCGUAUACUGCUGAAAUGAGAAUGAUGUUAAUGAAGUAAUGAAUUUGUUCAAAGCUUGAAAUAGGGAUGAGGCCCUAUCAUUUGUUUCUGUUCCUGCAGCACAAAGAAAGUGAAAUCAAACUAUAACACUGAUGGGAUAUUUCUUUCAUUAUUGUAAAUAUGUCAUUUUAUCGUCCCGUCCGUAAAAUAUAACGAUUAACGACUAAGGUAUAUCCGUCGGCUCUCUACUGAACCCCAUUGACGUUGUGUGCGGGGCUGGACAGGCGCUGAUGUACGGACCUAUGAUGUAGUCACACAGUGUUUCCUGUCCAGAAAUACAACUGAACUGCACCUUUUGCGACAGUUGAGUCACGGUUGUUUAUUGCAGAUUAUUUCUGUUAUGUUUUGCGAUUUGUAUAAUUUUAUAUGAAGUGUCAAAUGGUAAUAAAAUGAUUAACUCACGGAAA